UCAAACGAGAACUAAUGAGAGCUCCUGCUCUGGGACUGCCAGAUAUUUCAAAACCGUUUUGGCUGUUUUCUCAUGAGAGACAAGGAAUAGCUUUGGGAGUACUAGCACAAAGACUUGGUCCCUAUAAACGAGCUGUAGCUUAUUUCUCCAAACAACUGGACGAGGUAAGCAAAGGAUGGCCUGGCUGCCUUCGAGCUGUUGCAGCAGUUGUUAUCAAUAUUCAAGAGGCCUGAAAGUUUACCAUGGGACAGAAAAUAACUGUGUUAGUCUCCCAUACAGUUUCAGCGGUUUUGGAACAAAAAGGAAGCCAUUGGCUCUCACCCCAGAGAUUCUUAAAGUACCAAGCAGUGUUAGUAGAACAAGAUGAUGUAGAAAUUGUAGUUACUAACAUUGUCAAUCCAGCCUCUUUUCUUAGUGGAACUUUGGAUGAACCAGUGACACAUGACUGCAUAGAAACAGUAGAAGCUAUAUAUUCCAGUCGACCAGACCUCAAAGAAGAACCUCUGGAGGAUGCUGAAAACUCCUGGUAUACCGACGGGAGUAGUUUUAUAAAACAGGGACAACGUAAAGCAGGAUAUGCAAUCACAACCACCCAACAGGUAAUCGAAUCUAAGUCAUUGCCUUCCGGAACUUCAGCCCAAAAGGCGGAGAUAAUUGCCCUUAUCCAAGCAUUGGAAUUGGCAAAAGGGAAAAAGAUAAACAUUUGGACAGAUUCUAAAUAUGCAUUCGGAGUAGUUCACGCUCACGGUGCAAUUUGGAAGGAACGAGGAUUGCUAACUGCUCAAGGAAAGCAAAUAAAACAUGCAGAAGAAAUCUUAAAAUUAUUAGAAGCCGUAAAGCAACCAGAAAAGGUAGCUAUCAUGCAUUGUCGAGGACACCAAAAAGGAAACACAGAUUCAGAAAUUGGAAAUCAACUAGCAGAUUAUGAGGCUAGGCGGGUGGCAGAAGAAGUGGAAGCAGAGACAUUAUCCUUAAUACCAGAUGGUAAAAUCCAAACUAUUUUUUCAGGACAACCUCUGGAGGAGAAAUGGGACGGACCCUAUCAAGUGUCACCUGAGAGACCAUGGACGGCCAUCCCUACAGGACCCACGGGUCUGCGAUUCUCCAGAUCAUGA
Messenger RNA from Harpia harpyja (harpy eagle), 1115 nucleotides. RefSeq lists its product as uncharacterized. The transcript has 2 exons. The record is from RefSeq and is a predicted model, not a curated record. Lineage: Eukaryota; Metazoa; Chordata; Aves; Accipitriformes; Accipitridae. Gene Ontology annotation, molecular function: nucleic acid binding; RNA-DNA hybrid ribonuclease activity. The coding region runs from base 243 to 1115 and encodes 290 amino acids.